AUGUCGCGCUUCCAUCUCCACAAUACCAUCAAAGUUGGCGAAUUGACCCAAACCCAAGUCCUCGACCUAACCGCGCACCUCGACUCCAUGCCAAUUGAAAACCACCUGCGACGGAAAAUGCAGCAGGAUAUCACCAGGCUGAGGGAUACGGGCACGUAUAGAGGCAGAAGGCACGCAAUGAACUUGCCCGUCAGAGGACAGAACACUAGGAGCCAAAUCAAGACGGCACGGAAGCUCAACAGGGUGGAAAGGUUCUAG
Cladophialophora carrionii CBS 160.54 is the source of this 258-nucleotide messenger RNA. RefSeq lists its product as uncharacterized. Gene Ontology annotation, cellular component: ribosome. The transcript has a single exon. The coding region runs from base 1 to 258 and encodes 85 amino acids. The record is from RefSeq and is a predicted model, not a curated record. Lineage: Eukaryota; Fungi; Ascomycota; Eurotiomycetes; Chaetothyriales; Herpotrichiellaceae. Gene Ontology annotation, molecular function: structural constituent of ribosome; RNA binding. Gene Ontology annotation, biological process: translation.